GGUUCAUGAGCUGAUGUACGCACUGUAGAAAGAAGGAGCUACUUUAUGCCGUGAGAUCUACCAAAACGGAACAUAUAUACAAGAAGGAAUGGCGUGGAAUGUUGAAGGCAAGAUUGGCGUCGUCACCGGCGCGUCUUGUGCGCUGGGCCGAGAGAUCACGCAGCGGUUGGCUGCUCAUCAUCGUAUGAAGGUGGCGUGCGCUUCACGGAAAGCUUUUACGACAGCCCUCCCCACCGGCUGCACGGCAUUCGUCGCAGAUAUCAGCCGCAGCGACGACUGUGAUGCUCUGUUGUGCAACAUCAAGGCGCAAUUGGGUCCUGUGUCUCUCCUUAUCAACUGCGCCGGUGUCACACUGAGCAAGAUGCACAUGCGGUGCACAGACGCGGACUACGACGCCAUCAUGAACACGAAUCUGCGUGGUGCGCUGCAGGUCACGCGGGCGGCCUUGCGACACGGUGGGCUUCUUCAGACGCAGGACGGCUCUGUGUUGCACAUCGGCUCUGUCGCUGGUGUGGUGGGCAACGAAGGCCAGGUGCUUUACAGUGCCUCGAAGGCCGCGCUGACGGGUGCGACCAAAUCGUGGGCGAAGGAGUACGGCGUACGAAACCUGCGCUUUAACGUGGUGGCGCCGGGGCUGAUUGAGGGAGAGGGCAUGGCGGCUUCUUUGAGUUCGGAGCAGCGACAGCGGUGGCGCGAUGCGUGUCCGCUCAAACGUCUGGCCACAGUCACGGAGGUGGCUGACAUGGUUUUAGCAGUGGCGCUAUGCCCGUACGUAAACGGUCAAACGAUCUCCGUGGAUGGCGGUCUUUCGUAA
Leptomonas pyrrhocoris is the source of this 814-nucleotide messenger RNA. Its product is annotated as putative mitochondrial 3-oxoacyl-(acyl-carrier protein) reductase-like protein. The transcript has a single exon. Gene Ontology annotation, molecular function: oxidoreductase activity, acting on the CH-OH group of donors, NAD or NADP as acceptor. Lineage: Eukaryota; Euglenozoa; Kinetoplastea; Trypanosomatida; Trypanosomatidae. The record is from RefSeq and is a predicted model, not a curated record. Bases 185 to 814 code for a protein of 209 amino acids.